Molecule: messenger RNA, 1847 nt
Organism: Physella acuta
Lineage: Eukaryota; Metazoa; Mollusca; Gastropoda; Physidae
Product: kelch-like protein 26
Molecular function (GO): protein binding
Source: RefSeq, a predicted model, not a curated record
CACCCACUGUUUACUUCCGACUUUGCAAUUUUUAACAAGCAACGAAUCAUCGUUCAGAUUGAAGAAGAAUCCUCACCAUGACUGCCCAAGCGAUUUGCACGACAAUAGUCAAGUGUCUGCAUGAUGUGUGGACUGAUAAAAUGUUGUUUGACUUUGCCGUCAAGAUCGCAGACGAAACAAUACAAUGUCAUCGACUCAUCCUAGCGGCGUGUUCUGAUUUUUUCAAGGCACUUUUUCGUUCAGGGAUGAGGGAAGUCACAGAGAACUGUGUUGUUCUAAAAGAUAUUUCAAGUGAUGCUUUUCAGAUUAUUUUACAAACCCUAUACACUGGUGAAAAUAUUUUAACUUUACAAAAUGUUUUUGAAGUUUGGAAUGCGGUACAUAUGCUGCAGAUAACAUUUAUGAUCAAUAUGUGUGAGGAGUUUGCUAUUAAAGCUAUUGCAAUAGACACUUGGGAAAACAUUUACACAAAUUCUAAAGUUUUAGGUUCAGAAAAAAUAAUGAAUCUCCUCCAUUUGUUUAUGUUAAACAACUUUGAACAGAUCAGUAUUUCACCAACAUUUCUACAACUUCCAUGCAAGGAAUUUCAGGAUUUAAUCAAAAGUCAGGACCUCGUAGUCAGCAGUGAAGAUCUGGUCAUGGAGUCUGUGAUAAGAUGGGUCACGUAUGACCCUAAAAUCACGGGUCAAAUUAACGAAAAUAACAGAGAAAUCAACGAUAUUGCUUCUCUAAACGAUGAUCAAAACUCAAAUAAAAAUCUGAUGUUAGAAAAUUCUUGCCAAUCGCUUGUAACCAGUGAGACAUCGUCUCGAAAAAAUAAACUUACAGAACUGUUGAAGAACGUUAGAACGUGUCUUGUAAGUCCUGCGGUCUUAUCUAGAGUCCUUAAAAUGAAAUUCGUUUUAGAAAAUGAAGAUUCUAGAGAAAUAAUUGUCGAUGCCAUGUCAUACCAUAUCCCAGACGUGAGACACGGGCAGUGGCCUUCAGCGGCCAUACACAGAUCCUGCAGUGGGUACGUACAUGUUGGGAUAAGUGCUAGAGAAACUAGGUUUAGAGCACUCAACGCACGUGAUGAAACAUGGCGUAAUAUUCCUGAAUGUGAAUUUCUACAAGAGAGUAUUCAGCUGGUCAAUUUUGAUGGUGACCUGUAUGCGACGGGAAAACAAAACAACCAACCAAACGAACCUUGUCGAAUGUUUGUUUUUUGUGACAAGACAUGGAAGGAAGUCAUGGAAAUGCCUGGCCACAAUUUGUUAUUAGUUUCACACGGGGACUACAUCUAUGUACUGAACAGGGACGAUAACGUCAUAAGCACGGUCAAUACAAGAAAGAAGAUAGCUAAGCUAGAAACAUUAACAACAUGCCCGAAAAACGCGGAAGUGAAACAUGUAAUGAUUCUUCAGCACUUUCUUCUACUAUUUUGUUCUCACAAUAACAAGAGCAUAGACGAGACAACGGUUCAUAAAUAUGACAUCUUGUCCAAAGUUUGGACCGUGUUAGAAAAUAUUAAUGGACCAGCCUUGAAUAUGGUAAGCUUUAGAAAUGACAAACACAGCUACAUUUUACAGGGAAAUGGCAAUAUGUGGCUGGUAUUUACUUCACCUUGCGAUAAAAACGUCGAAUUUAAAUUUCUUGAAAAACUUUGGCACACUGAUGAAGUAUUACACGGCGCUGUAACUUAUAAAAGUAAGCUGAUUGUUUAUAGGAAGUAUUUGGAAAAUAAACCACUAGUAAUAAAGAGAGGAGGUAAAGUUACAGGCCAUUUCCAAACAAUCAACCAGUGGUCUUUGUAUGAUAAUAUUUCUAACUUCAUCCCCCUCACUCUCCCAAUCACAAGCUUUAUAUAG